This is a messenger RNA of Protomyces lactucae-debilis, 489 nucleotides long. RefSeq names its product vacuolar ATP synthase proteolipid subunit 2. Bases 1 to 489 code for a protein of 162 amino acids. The record is from RefSeq and is a predicted model, not a curated record. Gene Ontology annotation, molecular function: proton-transporting ATPase activity, rotational mechanism. Gene Ontology annotation, cellular component: proton-transporting V-type ATPase, V0 domain. Gene Ontology annotation, biological process: proton transmembrane transport. The transcript has 4 exons. NCBI's taxonomy places the organism in Eukaryota, Fungi, Ascomycota, Taphrinomycetes, Taphrinales, Protomycetaceae.
AUGUCCCUCACAGAGUACUGCACGCCCUAUGCGUCCUUCUUUGGAUUUGCAGGCGUCGCGUCCGCCAUGAUAUUCUCGUCCCUAGGUGCAGCAUAUGGUACAGCGAAAGCGGGAAUUGGUAUUGCGGGUAUUGGCCAAUUCAACCCUUCCCUCAUCAUGAAGUCACUGAUCCCCGUGGUCAUGUCUGGUAUCAUUGCCGUCUAUGGUCUCGUCAUGGCUGUCCUCAUCUCUGGAGACUUGUCACCAACAGACAACUACUCACUCUAUAAUGGAUUCGUACAUCUCGCAGCAGGUACCUGCGUAGGCAUGACAGGUCUCGCGGCAGGCUACACCAUUGGCAUCAUUGGCGACGCCGGUGUCCGCAGCUUCCUCGAGCAACCGCGUAUCUUUGUGUCAAUGGUGCUUGUGCUCAUUUUCGCCGAGGUGCUCGGCUUGUAUGGCCUCAUUGUGGGCUUGAUUCUCAAUACAAAGACAACAACCGAGUGCUAG